Cucurbita moschata (crookneck pumpkin) is the source of this 1934-nucleotide messenger RNA. RefSeq names its product metal tolerance protein C4-like. The record is from RefSeq and is a predicted model, not a curated record. Gene Ontology annotation, molecular function: monoatomic cation transmembrane transporter activity. Gene Ontology annotation, cellular component: membrane. Bases 233 to 1633 code for a protein of 466 amino acids. Gene Ontology annotation, biological process: transmembrane transport; zinc ion transport. The transcript has 13 exons. NCBI's taxonomy places the organism in Eukaryota, Viridiplantae, Streptophyta, Magnoliopsida, Cucurbitales, Cucurbitaceae.
UCGUAUCUUCAAGUUCGUAGCAAUUGCUGCGAAUUUAUGUAAAUUUCUGGCCCUCGAUAUCGCGUUCGCAACUGUUCUUCAAAUAACCCGCCGGCACGCGGCGUCUUCUCUGCGUGUUCGAUUGAAUGGUCUCAUUGCUUUUCAGAGAACAUGAUUUGGUAUGCUCUAAUGGUGGAUUCGUGAUUAUACACAAGCAGGACAAAUCAAAAGCGGCCCUUGCACAUUCGUUUUGAUGCGAACAUCCUACUUCUUGCAACGUUUCGCUCUCCACCACUCUCACCGUUCUUCUUCCUUCUCAUUCCGUUCUAUCUGCAAUUCCUCGCCGUUUUCCUCAUUUGAUUCCGGCACCCCACAGCAUCACCAGCAGCAACAGCAGCAACAGCAAGAAUGUGACGGUCACGGCACCCCUCAAAUUGGAACCCAUUUUCUGUUGCGACCACUUCCAUCUGCUACCAGUUGUUCGAGACGGUCCGUUUUAUUGGGCUUGAAUUCCUUGGACUCUAAUCGUGGUCGUCCUCUUCUUAACCAUCAUUACGCUUUCCAUCGCGGAUUUUUCACUAGAGCUAAGCCCGUUCAGAGAAUUGAAUUCAAUGAUUAUCAUAGUCAACGAGCGGUUACCACUGCUUUAUGGUGCAAUUUCCUUGUCUUCUCUCUGAAAUUUGGGGUUUGGUUUUCCACAUCAAGCCAUGUCAUGUUGGCAGAAGUUGUGCACUCUGUUGCCGAUUUUGCAAAUCAGGCGCUUCUUGCUUAUGGUCUGAGUAGCUCAAGGCGUGCCCCUGAUGCAAUCCAUCCUUAUGGAUAUUCUAAGGAAAGAUUUGUUUGGUCAUUGAUAUCUGCUGUUGGGAUCUUUUGUCUUGGUUCGGGUGCUACCAUUGUUAAUGGAAUUCAAAAUUUAUGGACUUCACAGCCUCCUGCCAAUAUUCAUUAUGCAGCUUUAGUGAUUGGUGGUUCGCUUAUUAUCGAAGGUGCUUCCCUGGUUGUUGCCAUACAAGCUGUCAAGAAAGGUGCUGCUGCAGAGGGAAUGAAACUGAGAGACUAUGUGUGGCGUGGUCACGAUCCCACAUCUGUAGCAGUUAUGACAGAGGAUGGUGCUGCAGUCACUGGUCUUAUUAUUGCUGCUGCAUCUCUUGUUGCAGUAAAUACCACUGGGAAUGCAAUUUAUGAUCCCAUUGGUUCCAUUGUAGUUGGUAACUUGCUUGGAAUGGUGGCCAUAUUCCUCAUCCAGCGUAAUCGGCAUGCUUUGAUCGGUAGAGCAAUGGAUGAAAAUGAUAUGCAGAAAGUUCUCCAAUUCUUGAAGAACGAUCCAGUUGUUGAUGCUUUAUAUGAUUGCAAAAGUGAGGUAAUAGGACCAGGAUUUUACAGAUUCAAGGCAGAAAUAGAUUUCAAUGGAGUCGCAGUGGUGCAAAAUUAUCUAAAUAGGACUGGACGAGAAGAGUGGGCUAAAGAGUUUCGACAAGCUGCGAAGGACCAGAACGAUUCAGCUUUGCUCAAAAUGAUGUCGAACUACGGUGAAGAAGUGGUUACUGCUUUAGGAAGUGAAGUGGAUAGGCUUGAGAAAGAGAUUCAGAUGCUGGUUCCUGGCAUUCGGCAUGUUGAUAUCGAGGCCCAUAAUCCUACUGGGCCAUCUGCAUGAAUCACAGGCAAGAUUUUUUUUACUACGAUUUGUCAGAAUUAUUGCUUUUGAUCGAUCCUUAGUGAAGGCUUAAGCCUUGCCUUGCCUAUUAAUUUUUUUCGCGUGUACUACUUAAAGAGAGUUUCCACGGACUGAAAGAGCUAAAACCGUUGCCUGAAACUGUCACUACUUGGAAGCUCGUAGGAAACUCAUUCAUUUAUUAUGUAUCGGUGAACGGCGUAUACUUUAGUCUCGGUGGUUGAGAUGGUUUCGUUUCGAAAUUGUUAUUUUGAGCCUAAUUCAAAGCUUUCUUUUUUUUUUC